AUGUCGAUAGCUGGAAAGGAUUUUUCCGAUACUCAGAGCAAUCGGCUUGUUUUAGAACAUGACAAUACCACUCUUAAUCCGCUGGUAGAUCUUCAUGUAUAUAUUGUACCACCAGAUAUCUGGAGAGAUCGUUUCAAUAAUCUAUUAAACCAAUCAGUGUCUGAAACUGUCUCUAUAGGCAUUAUCAGAGUAUCACCUGAUAUAAAACUGACUGAUAUCCGAGAUGAGUUACCACGGCAACUAGAAGAUCUCGUCCCCAGUGAUUUUAUAUUUCUACGAUCAGUUGGUCGCAGUUUAACACGGGUAAGACUUUAA
This is a messenger RNA of Lottia gigantea (owl limpet), 315 nucleotides long. RefSeq lists its product as hypothetical. The transcript has 3 exons. NCBI's taxonomy places the organism in Eukaryota, Metazoa, Mollusca, Gastropoda, Lottiidae. Bases 1 to 315 code for a protein of 104 amino acids. The record is from RefSeq and is a predicted model, not a curated record.